Molecule: messenger RNA, 961 nt
Organism: Tetranychus urticae (two-spotted spider mite)
Lineage: Eukaryota; Metazoa; Arthropoda; Arachnida; Trombidiformes; Tetranychidae
Gene: RpS2
Product: ribosomal protein S2
Biological process (GO): translation
Cellular component (GO): ribosome; cytosolic small ribosomal subunit
Molecular function (GO): RNA binding; structural constituent of ribosome
Source: RefSeq, a predicted model, not a curated record
CCGUUUCCGAAUUUUAAAGUUGUCUUUAUAUGCUGGUUAUUUAAGCAUUGUGUUGUUCAUUUUUAAGUGUUAAUUAAAUUAGUUAAAUUGUUUAAUCAUCAUGGCUGAUGCUGGAGGAGCUGCUCGUGGUGGCUUCAGAGGUGCCUUUGGUGGUGCCAGAGGUCGAGGUCGAGGAAGAGGACGCGGCAGAGGUGGUCGUGGACGAGGCCGUGGUAAGGAAGACAAGGAAUGGGUACCUGUUACUAAACUUGGUAGAUUGGUUAAAGAUGGUAAAAUCACAUCUUUGGAAGAAAUCUAUCGUUACUCAUUUCCAAUUAAAGAAUGUGAAAUCAUCGAUUUUUUCCUUGGAUCCGGCCUUAAGGAUGAAGUAUUGAAAAUCAUGCCGGUCCAGAAGCAAACCAGAGCCGGUCAGCGAACAAGGUUUAAGGCUUUCGUCGCUAUUGGUGAUUCUAAUGGACACAUUGGUUUAGGAGUUAAAUGUUCUAAAGAAGUAGCAACCGCUAUUAGAGGAGCUAUUAUCUUAGCUAAAUUGUCCAUUAUUCCAGUACGUCGUGGUUAUUGGGGUAACAAAAUCGGAACACCACACACUGUUCCUUGCAAGGUUACCGGCAAAUGUGGCUCAGUUUCUGUCCGACUUAUACCAGCUCCUCGUGGUACUGGUAUUGUGGCUGCUCACGUACCUAAAAAACUUUUACAUAUGGCAGGUAUUGAAGACUGUUACACUUCUGCUCGAGGUUCCACGUGUACUCUUGGUAAUUUUGCCAAAGCCACUUAUUUGGCAAUCCAAAAAACUUAUUCUUACUUGACACCCGAUUUAUGGGAAGAAAAAAGUACCACUGGUAAAUCACCUUAUGAAGUACAUGCUUCCUACUUAAUGCAAGCAGGAAGAAAUCUUGGUAAAGCCUAUUAAAAUUAAAUUUAAGUUAAAUAUUCUAAAUAAAAACUGAUUAUUCAAUCGAAA